AGAGCGCGGCUUCCGGCGGUGCGCAGGAAGUGGGCUCUUCUGCGUGUCGCCACUUUAGGACGUAGGGGUGCGGUAGAGUUUGAUCCCCUCUCGCGCACGAGGUACUCGUGUCCCGCUUUCCAGCGUCCGCAGUGAAGAUGUCCCAUCCAUCCCCGGCAGCCAAGCCCUCCAAUUCCAAGAACCCACGAGUCUUCUUUGACGUGGACAUCGGCGGGGAGCGAGUUGGACGAAUUGUGUUAGAAUUGUUUGCAGAUAUUGUUCCCAAAACUGCAGAAAAUUUUCGUGCAUUGUGUACAGGAGAAAAAGGCACUGGAGCCACAACUGGGAAACCUCUGCAUUUUAAAGGAUGCCCUUUCCACCGAAUUAUUAAGAAAUUCAUGAUUCAGGGGGGAGACUUCUCAAAUCAAAAUGGGACAGGUGGAGAAAGUAUUUAUGGUGAAAAAUUUGAAGAUGAAAAUUUUCAUUAUAAGCAUGAUCGGGAGGGUUUGCUGAGCAUGGCAAAUGCAGGCCCCAAUACGAAUGGUUCUCAGUUCUUUAUCACAACAGUUCCAACUCCUCAUUUGGAUGGGAAACAUGUGGUAUUUGGUCAAGUAAUUAAAGGACUAGGUGUGGCAAGGAUGCUUGAAAAUGUAGAAGUGAAUGGUGAAAAACCUGCCAAACUAUGUGUUAUUGCAGAAUGUGGAGAAUUGAAAGAAGAGGAUGACUGGGGAAUAUUCCCCAAAGAUGGCUCUGGUGAUAGUCAUCCAGAUUUCCCCGAGGAUGCAGAUAUAGAUUUAAAAGAUGUAGAUAAAAUUUUAUUAAUAUCUGAAGACUUAAAAAACAUUGGAAAUACCUUUUUCAAGUCUCAGAACUGGGAGAUGGCUAUUAAAAAAUAUGCGAAGGUUUUAAGGUACGUGGAUAGUUCAAAGGCUGUUAUUGAGAAAGCAGAUAUAUCCAGACUGCAACCUAUAGCCUUAAGUUGUGUGUUGAAUAUUGGUGCUUGUAAAUUGAAGAUGUCAAAUUGGCAGGGGGCAAUUGACAGUUGCUUGGAGGCUCUUGAAAUGGACCCUUCAAAUACUAAAGCACUAUACCGAAAAGCGCAAGGAUGGCAAGGAUUAAAAGAAUAUGAUCAAGCAUUGGCUGAUCUUAAGAAGGCACAGGAGAUAGCCCCAGGAGAUAAAGCUAUCCAGGCAGAGUUGCUUAAAGUCAAACAAAUGAUAAAGGCACAGAAAGAUAAAGAGAAGGCUGUGUAUGCAAAAAUGUUUGCUUAAUAAGGAUUAAACCCUCUUUAACUAUUAUACAUUGAUUGUAUAAAGGAAAAUAUAUAUUACUGUCUACACAAUCCUUGAUAUGUUUUCCUUAUUUCUGUCAUUGUUUACAUAGCAGUGCUGACAUAGGUUCCUUCUUAAUAAAGUGUUACAAAAUACACUGAAUCUCA
Messenger RNA from Mastomys coucha (southern multimammate mouse), 1417 nucleotides. RefSeq names its product peptidylprolyl isomerase D (gene Ppid). The transcript has 10 exons. The record is from RefSeq and is a predicted model, not a curated record. Lineage: Eukaryota; Metazoa; Chordata; Mammalia; Rodentia; Muridae. Gene Ontology annotation, molecular function: protein binding; peptidyl-prolyl cis-trans isomerase activity. Gene Ontology annotation, biological process: protein peptidyl-prolyl isomerization; protein folding. The coding region runs from base 138 to 1250 and encodes 370 amino acids.